CAUUUCCCAAUUCAGAUUUUUCUGUGUUCGGAAAUAUUUUGGAAGAAGAACAAAAGAACUAAACAACAACUACCAACGAACCAAUCAAAGCUCCAAACUUUGAACCAAAAAUCAACACGCAUAGAGUGAGAUUUGAGAUGGGAAGCACAAGCGGUUCUCUAAUUCCCCAAUUACACUUCAAUCUCAAUCUCAACCUCAACAACAAUAAGCACAGCUGUUUCGAUCGUUUUGGGUCUAACUCAGUCAGAACACAGUUGAGCUCAAUUCAAGCUCAAAACCCCAAAACCCAAAACCCAAUAUUGAGGUUAACGACUCGGAGGAGGAAGAAUUCUGGGUCUGGAGUUUGUUUUGCUGUUGAUGAUGAUUUGAGAGAGAAGCAGAUUGAAUUGGGUAGUGGGAUUGGCUCUGCUGUUGAAGAUAGACCUGAUGUUGCUGACAUUUCAACAGAAGAAGCGCUUGGAAAUCUUGCCCGAAAAAAUGGGGGAAGUCCCAUUUAUGACUUUCUAUAUCCCGAGAAAGAGCUUCUCCCGGACGAUAAAGAAAUGAGCUUAUUUGAUCAUCUUGAAGAGCUGCGCGAGAGGCUUUUUAUAUCAGUUUUGGCAGUUGGAGGAGCCAUCGUCGGUUGCUUUGCAUUUUCGAAAGAAUUGAUCAUGAUUCUUGAAGCUCCAGUUAAAACACAGGGUGUUAGGUUCCUGCAGCUCGCUCCUGGCGAGUUUUUCUUCACAUCUCUAAAGGUAUCAGGAUACUGUGGUCUUCUCAUAGGAAGCCCUAUCAUCCUAUAUGAGAUUAUAGCAUUUGUUCUUCCAGGGUUAACAAAAUCAGAAAGAAGAUUUCUGGGGCCGAUUGUUUUAGGCUCCUCGGUACUUUUCUAUGCUGGAAUUGUCUUCUCCUACUUGGUUCUUGCACCAGCAGCAUUGACCUUUUUCGUUACUUAUGCCGAAGGAGUUGUGGAAUCACUAUGGUCCAUUGAUCAGUACUUUGAGUUUAUACUUAUUCUCAUGUUCAGCACAGGCUUGUCUUUCCAGGUUCCGGUUAUUCAGUUCCUAUUGGGACAAGUAGGGCUUUUCACAGGAGACCAAAUGUUGUCGAUAUGGAGAUAUGUUGUAGUCGGGGCGGUUGUGGUGGCUGCUGUCUUGACACCAUCAACCGAUCCUCUUACUCAGUGUCUUCUGGCAGCACCGUUGCUCGGUCUCUACUUGGGCGGUGCCUGGAUGGUUAAGGUUACAGGGCGUUAAACCGUUCGAAAAUGCAUGAUUGUUCCAAUAAGCCUUUGUCAGAUUGAGAGUCUAGAGAAAAAAAAAAUCAUGUAAAUUCAUAUCAGCAUGUAAAUUCAGAGGGCAUAAAGCUAUAAGCCACUCGUAUAAAUUUUCCGAAUUUAUCGACUAUUGUAGACAUUUUCUAAUGAAAUAUACAGUUGGUAACAGUUAUUUUUCAA
Messenger RNA from Cannabis sativa, 1435 nucleotides. RefSeq names its product sec-independent protein translocase protein TATC, chloroplastic. The record is from RefSeq and is a predicted model, not a curated record. Bases 138 to 1235 code for a protein of 365 amino acids. Gene Ontology annotation, cellular component: TAT protein transport complex; membrane. The transcript has 4 exons. Gene Ontology annotation, molecular function: proton motive force dependent protein transmembrane transporter activity. NCBI's taxonomy places the organism in Eukaryota, Viridiplantae, Streptophyta, Magnoliopsida, Rosales, Cannabaceae. Gene Ontology annotation, biological process: protein transport by the Tat complex; intracellular protein transmembrane transport.